Molecule: messenger RNA, 1995 nt
Organism: Salvia miltiorrhiza (redroot sage)
Lineage: Eukaryota; Viridiplantae; Streptophyta; Magnoliopsida; Lamiales; Lamiaceae
Product: protein AIR2-like
Exons: 8
Coding region: 131-1588 (485 amino acids)
Molecular function (GO): zinc ion binding; nucleic acid binding
Source: RefSeq, a predicted model, not a curated record
GGCCUGGCCAUCGCCCAUGCCCGACCGCCCACAGGCCCGGCCCUGUAGUUCCUCUCUUUUUGGUUCCCCGAAUUGAAUUUAGGGUUAGGUUUUUCAAAAUCUCUCGAUUCCUCGGAAAUUUCAUUCAGGAAUGGGGAGGAGAGGGAGUUCGAAAGCGGCGAAAAUGGAGGAAUAUUCGUCGUCGGAAGAAGACAGAAGAAAGCGGAAAUCCCCAAUUGAAGCGGCGAGCGAUGACGAUGACGCCGAGGCCAACGAAGAUCUCAGUCUCAAAAUCGUUCAGAAAUCCAUGCGGCGAGCCGCUAAGAAUGAUCCCUGGGGAGACGGCGUAGCGGAAGUAGUUGAGAAUUUGAAGGAAGAGCGGAGUAAGAGAGAGAAGAAGAAGAAGAGGAGAAAGAGCAAGGAAGUUGAGCUUCCUGGAGAUGCCGUAACAAAUGAGAUAGAUGCGGGUUUUAAAGAUUUCUGCGGAGAAUUGUUUCUGGUGGAUAAUGUCAAGGAGAAAGAUAAACCAGAGAUUGACAACACUGCCGAGGUUGCUAGUAUAGCUGUCGAAACCAAUCCUGUUGAAGUGUCAGAUAAUGCUGUCCUGAGGAAACUUCUCCGGGGGCCGAGGUACUUUGAUCCUCCUGAUAACAGUUGGGGGGCAUGCUAUAAUUGUGGCGAAGAGGGUCACACGACUGUCAACUGUACUUCAGCUAGGCGAAAGAAACCUUGCUUUGUUUGUGGGAGUUUUGAACAUAAUGCAAAACAAUGUUCUAAGGGGCGAGAUUGCUUUAUCUGCAAGCAACAAGGUCACCGUGCUAAAGAUUGCCCUGAGAGGUACAAGAGUUCAAAGAUAUGUCUAAAAUGCGGAGAUUUAGGGCAUGAAAUGUUCUCGUGUAGGAAUGACUAUUGCCCAGAUGAUUUGAAGGAAAUACAAUGUUAUGUUUGUGGGACAUAUGGCCAUCUUUGUUGUAAAGAUUAUGGCGAUCCUGGACCCAAAGCAUUUUCUUGUUAUAGAUGUGGUCUCUCCGGCCAUACGGGUUUGGCUUGCUCUGGCUUUCAUAGCCGUUGGGAUACAAAUGAUAAAGCACCUGAUAGUUCAUGCUACAAGUGCGGCAUAGUAGGACAUUUUGCACGCGAAUGCACCAGCUCAAUGAAGGCUAGUAAGAGAAACCGUGAACCAUCAACACCCAAGCACAAAUCUCCCAAAAAGAAGAGGGAUCAUUUGGAGACCCGGUCCGCCUCACAUGAUAUUGGAAAGGCAUGGAAAGGGAAGAAAUCCAAGGGCAUUGAAUUUUAUUCCGCUGCAAAACCAAAGCAUAAAGGUGGUUGGAUUACUGAAGACCCCGGAGAUUAUCAUAGCAGUAAAAGCCAAGAUAAUUACUGGAGAUCCCCAGCUACCCCAAGAGAUAGAAAAUCUAGGAAUCCCUAUUCAAAUGGUGAUUAUGCAUCAAGUUCUCAUUCUUCUAAAAGGCCUAGAAAGAUCAAUUUUAAUGAUUCUCCAUCAAACGGGUCAAAUAGGUAUCAUCAGCGUAGAUAUACGGCAUCAAGAUUCGGCAAUAAUAGCAACGGUUAUGGUGGCGUGGGAAGAAACGAUGAUUGGUGGUAAAUUUUUUUAUUUCAAGGAGGUGUGUGCGGGACUAUCAGAUGCCGUCCUAGGCCUUGCACGGGGAUGUUUAAGCAGUCACGAGCAGCUGAUGCCGGAGGUUUUUGUACCCCCUCUGCAAGACAUUAUAUACAGGAGUAUGCUGAAAAGUGGCAAUUAGGCUUGUGGAAAUGGAAUAUUGCAUACUUACCGUCUGCCGUGAAGCCAAAGCAUGGCCCUCCUUAGAUACACAGGAUAAUGUUGCCCACUUUUCAGUUAAUUAUCUUUCGGUAAUUUGCAUUUUGUUGUGUUUGUGUUUUUUUUAUAUAGAUCAUUCUUCUUUCCUUCACCCAACUGGGUAUGUAAUCUGUAAUUUUGAAACGUGUUACAAUUUCUCCAUGUGUUAUAAUUUUAUAUCUUAUGUUACCGGA